AUGCUCAUAUGUGUAAUAACAAUUCAGCAAAUUAUCAAUGAUAUAACUUAUACACCGCAAGCACGUAUCGGUUUAAUAUUCAAACAGAUUAAAAAAUUGAAUUCAUUAACAAACAGUUAUCUAGGCUGGGAAUUAUUACAACGUUUAGCUAAUAUUGCAGCAUAUCUAGAUCCAAAUACGCUUGUUAACGUAUUUGAUGAAGAAAUCAGUCAAGCUGAAUCAUUAAUUAUUAGUGAAACUAAAGCACUUCGUGGCAAGCCACAACAGCAAAUUACAACUUCAACACAGUCACAACUGCAACAGCAACAACUUGCAUCAUCAUCAUCAUCCUCCGUUCCAAAUAUGAAACGUUCAUUAUCAAUUGUGGAACGGUUCAAAAAUGCCUGUAAUAUAUUACAUCGGCAACAGAUAUACUUACAUCAAAUCCAACACGAACAGUAAAACCACUAUGUCUUAAAGAAGAGUUUAGUAUGUACAUGUCAACAUAUAAACAGUCAACAGAUUGUGAAACAUUUUGGAAUCAAAAGCAACAUAUGUUACCAAUUUUAACAUCAUUUUUAAGGCGUUAUAGUAUUAUUCUAGCGACGUCAGUCGCCUCUGAAUCAACUUUCUCCGUCGCUGGCUAUGUUCACCGCAAACAACGGUCUUCUCUAUCACCAACUACACUCAAGAUAUCUCAUGUUGUU
Rotaria sp. Silwood2 is the source of this 686-nucleotide messenger RNA. The record is from the annotation of a GenBank genome assembly. NCBI's taxonomy places the organism in Eukaryota, Metazoa, Rotifera, Eurotatoria, Philodinida, Philodinidae.